AUGAGGGCAUUUAUUUUGUUUUCCACUUUGAUGGUGGCUGCUGUAAUGGCACGUCCCGAACCACCAGUGACAUAUCUGCCAAGCCAGCAACAUGUCCAAAGAAAUCAUCCAGUGAAUAGUCAUCCAGCUAAACCACAUGUUUACCAACAGCUGCCUAGUGACAACGGAUUUAAAAACUUUGCAGCCGCACCAGCUCCAGUAUCCAAGACCAACCAGUUGCCAUUGGCUAUGCACAACGAAGAGGAUUCCUACAAUGCCGCCUAUCGUCAUUCCAUGACCGCUCAACAUCAAUCCGGAUAUUCCAACGGUCCUAUGGAAACUCAAGUUCACAAACAUGUCUAUGUACAUGUUCCACCCAAAGAAUUCGAGGAAGAAGAAUCCGUUCAACCCCGUGUAACACACCAAAUGGGUCCCAAACAAAAGCAUUACAAAAUCGUCUUCAUCAAGGCUCCAUCUGCACCGGUCAUGCGUGCUCCAAUUGUUCCACCAACACCACAACACGAAGAAAAGACCCUCAUUUAUGUGUUGCACAAGAAACCAGAGGCUCAACCUGAUAUUGUUAUACCCACACCUGCUCCCACCAAACCCUCGAAACCAGAAGUAUUCUUCAUCAAAUACAAGACCAAGAAGGAAGAAGCUCCCGUCUAUGGUCCACCACCCGGCACAUACAAUGGUGAACCCCGUCAAGCUGCUGAAGCAUCGAAUGAAUAUGCUUCUAUUGUCCCUAACGAUACCGCUGAUUUCCCUCAAAGUGGCGCAGAAGAAGAAACUCAACCGCAGUACAUGAAUGUGGAACAGAAUCCCGAAUCAUAUGUUGAAGCAUCUAUGACUGCUCGUUCCGAUAACGAUGUUCCUGAACCGGAAUCCGAACAGUAUGUGGCCCCAGAAAUGAGCUCAACUCCCAUUGUUGUGGCCGACUCUGAAGAAGAACCACGUACUCCCGCAGCCACUUAUGGCUCUCCUUCCCGUUACUUUAUCAAGAGAAGAAAAUUCCACUAUCUCUUCGAUAUUUGUUUCAAUCAUGGUGCUCAAUCUAUCGUAUUUCACAACAUGAAUCAAGAAAAAUACGAAACGGAACGCCCAGAGUGCGACCAUAAAACUGUCACGACAACAUCUGUGCUAAUGAAUGACAAAAUAAGGCGCAUACAUUUGAAACACUUACAAAUCGUUCGUUCUAUGAAUGCCAACCAACUGUUGAAUGGACCACUGUUGAAUCCGAUGCAACUACAACACCAACAACAAUAG
Molecule: messenger RNA, 1245 nt
Organism: Musca vetustissima
Lineage: Eukaryota; Metazoa; Arthropoda; Insecta; Diptera; Muscidae
Exons: 4
Coding region: 1-1245 (414 amino acids)
Source: RefSeq, a predicted model, not a curated record